CCUCUGAUGGUUUGGUCUGUCAGCAUGCCAGGACCACAUUCUCAUCCCGCUGCCAUUGAAAGGGGCGGUAAAGACAUAAACAGGGCCAGUGGGAUUAGGGCCCACUCGGAGGAGUGAUCAGGGGGGAUUUGCUGCCCGGCGGGCACACAAUGGCACUGUCGCGUAACACACAAACACACACUACACAUGCUCACCGGCAACGUUUCACAACAGACCCAAGCCUACAUAAAUCUGAUUAGAACUCCCUUUUGUUUGGGAAGCGGUACCGGGGUUAACAGAGGCUAGCCUCGCCGCAGGCCAUGUUUGAUAGGACAGGGGGUGUGUGGACGUUGGCGGGACGGCAAAGAGAAAAGCUGGGGGCAUGUUCUGUUGUGGCGGGGUGUUUCCACGUGUGUGAAGCCCCAGACAGACAGGGAGGGUCAUGGCUGUGUGUGGAAGUACAAUAACAGGAUGAAUAAAGGUUUUUUUUCCUCCCCUCAAUGCCCGUGUUUCUGAGUCAGCUGAUGAUGGUGGAUGGAGACAGGAUCUAAGCUAUCACGAGACAACAACAACACGGGCAGACACAAAGACAGCAAGCUGUGCCGGCUCUGGCCCAGGCUGCAGCCAUGCCUCUUCUGGAAGAGACCACUCUGCCACAAGAGCACCCACCUACUGUCCCAGUAGUCAUCAUAGGCAACGGGCCAUCAGGCAUUUGUCUGUCCUACCUGCUGAGUGGAUACAAGCCCUACCUAGAUAUAGCAACUGUCCACCCAAACCCGAUACUAUACAGAAAACUGCAGGAGACCAAGCACCUACCCAUCACUGAACAGGAUCUUGAAUAUUUGAGUGAAGGUCUUGAGGGGAGGUCAAGGAAUCCAGUAGCUGUGCUUUUUGACACACUGCUGCACCCCAAUGCUGACUUUGGCUAUGAGUUCCCUCCUGUCCUUCAGUGGAGGAGGGACAAGCAGCAGCACAUCCCACAUCUGGUGCUGGGGAAGGCAACACCAGGAGGUGCUUGGCAUGCCAUGGAAGGCUCCAUGCUGACUAUUAGUCUUGGCAUCUGGAUGGAGCUCCCCGGUGUCAACUACAGGGACCUGACUAGCGGGAAACGCAGGGAUGUAACCAGUGACAGAGCCACCCCAGAGGAGAUCUCAUCCUAUUACCGUAACUAUGUGAAGCUAAAGGGCCUCCAAAAGAAUUUUGUUGACAACACCUAUGUGACCUCCGUCCAGAAACUCUGGCGGGGGCACGAGGGGGGAGGUCUGGAAAAUGGGCACACUGAUCAAGGAGAUGUGGGGGUGAGAGAUGGUGGGAAUGAGGGAAAUGGAGUUGAGUGUGUAAACAGUGGAGGAGGGGGGGCUCUCUGGGAAGUAAGGGGAUACCAGCAGGUGCAGAACGACACUCAUGUCCCCUUCUCUCUGUUUGCUGAGAAUGUAGUUCUGGCCACUGGUGCAUCCGAUUCACCGAUUCGGUUAGGUGUAGAGGGAGAGGAUCUACCAUUUGUAUUCCACAGUAUCUCAGACCUGGGCUUGGCUGUAAGCCGGAGAAAGCUGGACAUGAACUCUGAUCCGGUUUUAAUUGUAGGUGCUGGUUUGAGUGCUGCAGAUGCAGUUCUGUGUGCUUGCAACAGCAACAUCAGAGUGCUGCAUGUCUUUCGUAAGAGCGUAGACGACCCAGAUCUCAUCUUCAAGCAGCUGCCCAAGACCCUGUACCCAGAGUACCACAAAGUGUACAACAUGAUGUGCUCUCAGACCUACACAAAUGUGGCUCCCUCCUCUGCUCCUAACAGACCCCAGGCAGUUAGUAUUGCCUCUUCUGUAUGUGCCAAGAUGUGCCCAAAGCCCCAACUUGCCACAGGUAGCAUGGCUGGUAAUGGCGGUGUCAGCCUAUUUCCUGACUACACCAGUUUCCCUGAACACUGCGUGGUGUCCUUUCAGUCUGACAUGAAGUGUUUGCUGCAGGGGAAAAACUCCCUCAAGGCAUUCAAGAUCUCCAUGGUCCUGGUGCUGAUUGGGACUAAUCCGAACUUAUUUUUCUUGAAGGGGCAGGGUCAGUACCUGGGUCAGGAUCCAACAAAACCCAUCUCCUGCAAGCAGAACCCCAUUGAUAUCCACCCCUACACUUUUGAGUGUACCAAGGAGCCAGGUCUGUUUGCCAUGGGUCCGCUGGUGGGAGACAACUUUGUUCGCUUUUUGAAGGGUGGUGCUUUAGGCAUCGCCUCCUGUCUGCUGAAGAGAUUCAAGAAGAAAGGGAAGCUAAUCAGCAGUGGAGGGAAUAACUUCAUCUGAAAACAUGAUGGAGAAAAAAGAGCAGCACACUUUGGUUUUAGGGCACAGAUUGAGUCCUUUUACCAACUGAUGGAAAAGGUGUUGGGGAGUUUUAAUAUGUUUUAAUCAUUAAUGCAGUGUUUUCUCAUCAAAGCUUAGGCAUUUUUACAACUUUCUGAGACCAAAAAGACAGUGGAUGUAUACUAAUUAGUUUCUAAAGAAACAAAAGACAUCUUUCAAGGGUAUUGUCUGACUUCCUAAGAAGUCCCCACAAGUCCAAGCUACCAUGUGCCAGUGUUUUCUAGUCAAUCUGUAACCUCACAACUGAAUGGGACCUUAUUUUCAUCAGGGUUAUUUAUUCGUUCACCAUGUGUCUUUUAAUCCAUUUGCUAACUAACUUUACUUGCUGUCAUAUCACAAUUUAAGUCUUGUUUUUCUAAACUUUAGAGGACGCAAUACUAUAAUGUAGAAGCGACUGCUCUAAUUUUUUAUGCAACAUAAAGCUUUAGUUGUGUCAGACAUGGGCACCCGCAGAGCAAUCUGUGGUCCCGCUAACAAACUUACCAUGAUCUGAAAUCUACGCAGCAUAACCUCAUUACACCAGAUUGAUCCCAGAACGUGUGAACCGACAAGUUCAUGGCUACGCAAUGUAAUGUAAUGUUAAUGUUCCUGAUUAUUCUGAGCCUACCAUCUUUUUUAAUCUUAAGUAAUUCUUCUUUUAGCUGCUGUUGUAGGUAGUUGGAGCCAUAUACUUAAAAAAAAAAAGUCUAAUAAUUCUGACCUGUUGCUUUGAUUUCUAUGCAAAUAAUUUCACUUGCAGAUCUGAAUGUAUUGUUGGGCACCAUCUGCUAAUUUUACUACAGACGGCAAGUUUGGAUCCAAGUGUCCUGAAAAAAAAAAACCCAUGGUCAUUAAAGGAUCAUUCUGGUGUUUUACAUUUCUCUUCUUUUAUACUUACCUCCAUACAAUGAGAAAAUCUUCUCAUUCCACUCUAGUGAACAGUGAAAAUCUUAGCAGUUUUUAUAAUUAUUUAGAUUUGCAUUCAGAAAAACAGCACAAGAAACAACUAAAUGCACACUGUUUUUCCCAGUAAUAAUGUUUGAUAUUAUUUUUUUUCUCCUGGAUUUGAUUUUCCAGAAAAACUGUGAAUGCUUCUGCCUUUUGGCAGUCAACUCUCUAUUCUGAUACAUGGAAACCUCUCACCAAAUUAACCCAUGCUUUAAACCUUAAACUAAAAACAUUGUGUUUACUGAGUGUAGUAGUACUGUGAUUUGCAGACAAUAGCAUAUCAAGAAACGCCAGUAUGGUCCUUUCACUUUUAUCUUAGAAGAUAAUUGCCAGUCACAUAAUGACAAGAACAUAGUGAAAAAGUACAGUUCUUGCUGUCAUAAUUCGUUAAUCUUGAUGCCACAACUGAAACGCUUAGCGUAAAUUUUCUUGUCACUCUGGGCAGAGUCAGUGUCAGAAUCAGUGCCAGCUGAUCUAUAUCCAGCAGAAUUCAUGCAGAUACACAUGGACAGAACAGGAAAAACACACUUUUCCCAUUUUUACAAUCAUAUUAUCCAAAUAGUUUUUUAUUUUUUUUUUAUUUUUAGCAAACCAAAUCUUAGCAUCCACUUUGUAUUUUUGUGAUUACAUUAAGCAUUUUAUUUUUUUAACAUUUUGGCUAUCCCUGUGAAGACAUCUAAACGCCAUCUUGAAACUAUUCAUAUGGCUGGUGUACAAGACUAUGUUAAUAUAUCAGUAUUUAUUACUGACCCUAUGUCAUUGUAGUCAUGUCAUUGGGUUUUCUUGAUACUGUGAAACACUAGACAGCAAAUACCAAGUCAGAUUUAUUCUAUAUCUAUUUCUGAGCUACACCAACAAGUCACCAGUAAUUUCCCAAUUCAUGCUGACUUGUAGAGCUUUUUUCUUUUCCUCCAUAUCGCCCAACUCUGUAUGUGUGUAUCUAUAAAUUCUUCUGCCAUUUUUUAAUACAGCUUCAUGGUAAACAGCCAAAGUACUACUACUACUAAACUACUGUUAAGUGCCAAAUAACAGUUUGGAAAGCUUAUGAGCAGUGACAGUAGCAAUUUGUUUUCCAUUUCUGCUAUAUUUUGCUUCCUUUCAAUCUUUUAAACACUGUCUGCAAGAGUGUGUUGCCAUAUGAAUAAUUUUUUUGUGUGUGCCGCUCACGCACAGCUCAAGGUUUGUUUAUUGUGAUGUGACACUUUGAUCCCUGUGUAGGGAAAUUAUUAUUUUUUCCCCCUUCAUACAGUACAGUAGUCAUAGUCACUGUUGGGGGUGAAACAUUACUAAAUAAUGUUACGUAGUCACAUUAAUUUUUCCACUAACAAAGUAGUUUAACACAUUACUGUUUAAGUUUUGGUAAUCAUAUAACAGUUAACUAGUGAAAAUGUUGUUACGUGUGUUAAAUAUUGAAUUUUAGCUGAAUUAUUCCUUGAUGCUUUUUUCACUGACUUCUGAAUAUCGUUUUGAUAUACAUAUUAAAUAUAUGCAUGCAGGCAUGAAUGACUGCAUAGCAGCAGCUGCUUUGAGCAGAAGACAGAAAAAUGCUACAAGGACAGACGUGGUUAAGAGUUUCAGCCAGUACAUAAAAAAAAAACAGGACUGCAGAGGAGAUUGGGUGACUCAAAAGUGGACAUAACCCUUAAUGUUUUGAAUUUACUUCAAGGAAAGAUUUAAAAAAAAAUAUAUGACCCUUUUACAUCCAGGUCAGACAUACCUGUCCACUACUGUCAACUCCAAGAGCAAAUCUGCUUGUGUAAUAAAGCACUGACAGGUUUAGUUUGUGCCC
Messenger RNA from Toxotes jaculatrix (banded archerfish), 5043 nucleotides. It is a transcript of the gene osgin2, whose product is annotated as oxidative stress induced growth inhibitor family member 2. The transcript is spliced from 6 exons. NCBI's taxonomy places the organism in Eukaryota, Metazoa, Chordata, Actinopteri, Toxotidae. Bases 606 to 2267 code for a protein of 553 amino acids. The record is from RefSeq and is a predicted model, not a curated record.